CCCGCGCCUAUCACUACUUCUUUCUUGGACCUAGCGUGACAUUCAUCAUAAGCAUUGUCUGAAUCUGAUACUCAAGGCUUCCUCUUCCAUAUUAGAACGAUGCAACAUAUGGCCGAUGUCCAACCGGCAGCACCCGAUCUAUCGUUACAGAUAGUGGAAAGUACUUAUCGUGCUAACACAACCAAAGAGACGACUUUCAACUCCCUUCCACAAGAACACGUUGACGCCAUCAUCGACGAGAUACACAAUGACUCUGACCUAGGGACCGCCCGCCGUACCCUCAAAUCCUGUGCCCUCGUCAGCCGGAUAUUCGUCCGCAGAACUCGAAAGCACCUAUUCGGCCAUCUCAGCAUUCGGUCGAUUCGCGAGUGUCAAAGAUUCCUUGCCUGCCCCCAAGUCCAUUCAUUCACCACAUCCCUCACCAUUAUCUUUCAGCGUCGGUAUCCCAAUGAUGAAGGAUAUCCCAUAAUGCCAACUCUAACAGCGCUUCCUUCUCUUGUUGACGCGCUUCAUAACGUCAAUACUAUCAAGCUCUGCGGGAUGGACUGGAAAUCCCUAUCUCAGCGAUUCGUUGACUCCCUGGCAUCACGUUCCUUCGCCUCCGUCACUCUUAUUCUCACACGUUUUCCCGAUUCCAAAGCUCUCUACUCAUUCCUAUCCCACUCACCCAACCUCCGCCAGUUCUCCUGCUUCGGGACGACCAUCGAUAAUGGCGACAAUUCUCCGUUCAGCGCUAGUUUCGAUGCUUCUCAUCGGCCGCGUAUCACUGAGCUGCGUCUCCGGAAAAUGAAUCAGAUACCAGAUAUGCUGUUGUCGCCUGCUCUCUCCUCUGUGAAUCUGCAGAGCCUGCGUAUUCUUGAAGUGGUCAUAGACGGAAUUGGCGAAUUUGAUCAAGCGCGGCGACUGAUGAACCUGACUGUGCAUUCUCUCGAGGUUCUUCGCGUCUCUUAUUUAAUGAAACGACCAGCAGAUCCGUCCGAUUAUCUCCCCAUUGAACGCUUGCAAAAGUUGCAAUCUAUCAUAAUCGACAUACGUCUUUAUGGCUUAGGUAUCUUCCAGUGGUGGAUUGAACAUUUCGAGAGGUACCCGACUAUGCAGUGCUCUUGCGUACACCUCUUUGUUGUUGACACAUUAGCAGACGGCGCUGAUUGGAAGAGAUUGGAUACUGCUCUGUCUCGGACUUCCAUCCGCUCGCUUGUUGUUACUGUCUUCAUGACAUCAGCCUCGACGCAAUCCAUGAUAAAAUCUGCCAUCGAAAAAAAUCUUCCUAUUUUGAUGAGUUGCCAGAUUGCGCGUGUUCAGCCGGCAAUGCACAACUUUCAUGUUCUAGUCGGAAAUUUUAAUACAGACUAAGGGAAUAUGUUGAGCCUUACCUUGUGUCUGAGUAUUCGCAUAUGUAUCUAUACUUUUCCAAGAGGAUUCAAGAAGGGAUCGGCAAUACGGGCUGGACCUUUACGCCGUGUCCAUGUUGAAUCCACGUUGCACAACGCCUUUCUCACUUGAACAUUAACCAUCACCUGAAGUAGCAGUAGAGUGCGAAACUCACCCCCACUGUGUAAAGAUCAACUUUGUCUGUCGCUUGUUCCAAAAUAGUGAGCGGUG
Messenger RNA from Desarmillaria tabescens, 1602 nucleotides. RefSeq lists its product as uncharacterized. NCBI's taxonomy places the organism in Eukaryota, Fungi, Basidiomycota, Agaricomycetes, Agaricales, Physalacriaceae. Bases 100 to 1353 code for a protein of 417 amino acids. The transcript is spliced from 5 exons. The record is from RefSeq and is a predicted model, not a curated record.